UUCAUGGAUCCUAGUCAGACUCAUUUCUGCUGAGCCGUGAUGAGCACUCCAAGCCAAGGCUUUUUACAUGAAAUUCAUUUGGUGUUUAAAGGAGAGGCAGGAAAACGAAAACUCUCAAAGAUGUGCCUCGUUGUUGAGCAUAGGGCACUUUGGUAAGGGUGUGGCUAUUAGCCAGGUGGGCGCCUGCUGUGGAAACACAGGCUGCACCUGUCCGGAUUGGAAGAACCGUAUCAGAGAAAGGUGUGUGUGUUGGGGCGGGGAGGGGGGGUCCCAUGCUUGCCUGGUUCUCUUGGCCAGCCUUGAAUGUGGUAACUGGUUCCAGGUGGUGGAAAUGGAACAGGACCGGGAAGCCCAGGCAGGUGCAAGGCUCAGUACCACUCAACCCUUGACCCAGGUGCACAGCUUCAGCAAACCAGUGGCUGACCAGCCAUUCUUCUUCAACCUCAACUCAUCCCGCAACAUUCAGGAACCCAUCCAGAUCCCCAACAACGGAAGCGCGCCCCUGCUUGUGGAUGUGCAGGUGUUUGUGUCCAACGUGUUUAACGUGGACAUUCUGCGCUACACCAUGUCCUCCACGCUGCUGCUUCAGCUGUCCUGGCUGGACACUCGCCUGGCCUGGAACUCGCCUGGACCCCGGCAUGGCCCAGUCACGCUGCCCUUGGAAUCUUUCUGGAUGCCAGGACUCACUAUCCGGGAGGCGCUCUGGGUGAACUGGCAGAACGAGAGCCCCCAGGCCCAAGUGGACCGGGACGGCCACAUCGAGCUCUACCUGGCCCUCACCACCGAGACCAACUGUGACCUUGAGCUCUUCCACUUCCCCAGAGACGAGAGCGAGUGCAACCUCAGCUUCUUCGCUUUCAGCAACACUGUGAUGGAGCUGGAGUUCCGGGUCCUGGCGGUGAACGAGAUUGUGAGUGUCAAGCGGGAAUAUGUGGUUCGGGAUUUGAGAGCCCAGGUCCCACCCUGGCAGCUGGUGCCCUGCUUCCAGGUGACGUUGCGCCUGGAGAACACGGCGCUCAAGACCAUCAUAGCGCUACUGGUGCCCGGGGAGGCGCUGCUGCUGGCUGACCUGUGCGGGGGGCUGCUGCCCCUCCGGACCGAGCGCAUUGCCUACAAGUUUACUACUUCACCGUCCUGCUGCUGCUGCUCUUCAUCAGCACCAUGGAGACUGUGCUGCUGGCCGCGCUGCUGGCCCGUGGCAACCUCAGGGCCGAGAGCGGCCCCGGCCCCAGCCCAGCUCCAGCUCCGAGAGGGGCGCAGCAAGCCCACGGGCAGCCAGGGGCUAAUCCUGAAGGUGGGCAGGGCCUGGGGGCCUUCCUGGGGGGCUGCUGAGGAACAAGGCCUUGGGGCAGAGCUGGCAGGCGGCACACUUGGGCUUGGGGCCACCAGGCUUAGAGGUUUCCACCCAUAUUCUGCUGGCCCACUGGCCCUGGGCUCCACCACGGCGGCCCUUGGCAGCAGCAGAUCUGGAUCAGGGAGCAGGGUUCGCCUCCCUAAAGGCCGGGGCGUGAUUUCAGACUGCCUGGGCUAACCCUCUGCCUGAGAGCCUCUUCCCGCGGGCAUGUCUACAUCACAGGGGGACCUAGAAUGGGCCAGGCCCAAAUGUUCAUUAGUUGUGACUCUAACAACCAGUGAGCAUGUGCUGGAGCGUGCAGGCUGGCUGAGCCCUGGGUACACCUGCUUUCCCUGCCUCUCCCCGCAGCAGCCCCCAGAGGAGUCAAGGGGCCAGCAAAGAGCUGGGUCGAGGCUGCUGACCACACGUUCUUCCUGGUGUAUGUGGCGGGGAUGCUGUGUAGCCAGUUCAUCUUCCUUGCACUCUGGAAGUGGGGGACAUGCAAGUCUGACCCAGCCCCCGGGGAGGGCGCGCCCCAUGGCGGGAAGCCCAGGCUGUAACGAGGAGGGGCUGCAGGCCUGGGGGCGGGGGCAGGUCUGGCGGGGAGGGCUGUGACAGGGUCUCCGGAGAGAGGCGGAGGGAGGUCGACCCUCUUCCCUAAGCCUCGAGGACUCCAGCCACCCCGAGCUCUCCCUUCUGUUAGUGCGAGCGGGCAGAGUGUGGAAUAAACCCAUCACCCAAGUGCAA
Messenger RNA from Sus scrofa (pig), 2080 nucleotides. NCBI's taxonomy places the organism in Eukaryota, Metazoa, Chordata, Mammalia, Artiodactyla, Suidae. The record is from RefSeq and is a predicted model, not a curated record.